This is a messenger RNA of Parasteatoda tepidariorum (common house spider), 1832 nucleotides long. RefSeq lists its product as uncharacterized. The record is from RefSeq and is a predicted model, not a curated record. Lineage: Eukaryota; Metazoa; Arthropoda; Arachnida; Araneae; Theridiidae.
AAUUACUCGGCUACCGUUGUAGUUUCGUUUUCAGCUUUGUGUUGGUUACCAUUGGCAGCAUCAGUAUUGGAUGUAAACAAAAAGAAAUGAAACUUUACUUUCAUCAUGGCUGAAAUUAUUUUAAAGCGAAGUAAAUGUUUAGUGUGUCUGAUUGAAUGGAUUUAAGAUUAUUUAUACACUAGUUUAGUUUUUUCUUCAAUUAUUUAACCAGGCAGAUGUAAUUGUUAACCAGAAAAUUCAAUGUUUUUGCUGAAAAAACGAAUUAUUUACUCUACGACAUUCAACAGUUGACAUGAAUUACAAUUCAAUAUUGUCUCCUUCAAAAUAAUUCUUCUCUGAAGCCAUACUGUGUCAGUGACAAUUGUUCCACUUGUAAUAGCAGUGUUGGAACUUGGAUACUGGAAUAGCCUUUAUCUGUCCUUUUUUUUGCCUUUGAAAGGUUCUUCAAUAUUCAAAAAUGACAUCCCUUGAUAUGAAUUAUCGAUCUCGGGAAGAAGAAAAAGGACAGGAAGACUUUAUUCAGGAAUCUGAGAAUCAUCAGUCUGAUUCAUUAUCUGUAAAUGUAAGACCACCUCUGUACUCUGAAAUCCCAGGUACUGUACCUCUUAACACUGGAGCUGAAGGUGGCCCUCCUCCUUCCUAUGAAGAUGUUGUUGAUCCUGAAGCUUCUCCUCCAACCUAUCAGUCUCUCUUUGGUCAAGUACGAGAAGCUCGAAAAAAUUCAAGCAAUUUUAUAGAUUUUCUGCGCAAAGUUAUUGUUAUUUUACUUGGGACAAUUGGAUGCAGUAUAAUUUUGGGUAUUACUAUAGUUGUACCAAUUUCAAUGGUCAUAAUUGGCACUCAAUAUUUUGGAGAAUGUCCUGUAGAACAGUUUAUUCCUAUUUAUUUAAUUGUUGGGGGAGCUUUUGGAAUAUUUAAAAAUUUAUUGGGGUACAUUGCACGUUGUAAAAAGAAUGAUGAUGAGCAAGAACAUAUUAUCCAUCGAUCUCGAGACAGUAUAAUAAACUGCUUUUUAUUUGCCUGGUUCAUUACUGGAUGCAUAUGGACUUACAGAGUUUAUGAACCAGAAUAUGAAGAUAUAACCAGCCCAUUUUACUGUAACAAAACAUUAUAUCUGUUCGCGUUUUGGCUUGUGACAGCUUCCUUUAUACUGUCAGGCCUUUUAACCAUUUUCUGCACAUGUUUCAUCGUCUCUUCUGUAGUUACAAACAUUGAAUGAUAGACAGCAAAUGCAUGUGGUUGUACAUAAUCCUGAAUCUCAAGAUGAUAUGCCUAGUAAUUUUUACCUUUUUUAAAUACACUUGCCAACUCUUAGUGGUUGCAGUGAAAGUCCAAAUUGUUGCCAUCCUUAGAGACUUAACAGUGCUCUAGCCAAAAAGGUUGUUGUACAGGUAAAAAAUGGUUACAGUUUUAUUUAGUUACAUUUUCAUCGUUAACAAUUUUGUUAAAGUUUAUACUGUUAUGAGAUGCAUUAUAUUUAAUUUGUACUAGUCAUACAUAAUUAAUUCCUUAAUUUUUUAUCCUAUCAGUACAUAAUUAAUAAUAUAACUAUUUUUAUUGUUUUACUUCAUAGUUCAGUACUAACUUCUGUUAAUUAUUUUUUGAACUUUGUAACUUUGACUACCAUAAGCACUUUUUAAAAAUAAAAGAAAUUGGGAACAUGAUGAGCUAAAUACAUAACAUAUAAUGUAUACAGAUGAGUCCCGAUUAUCCGACUGUGGACCGCUACUGACUCGGUUACAGCGAAGAGUAGGUAUAGAUGUAAUAUAACAAAUACAAAAUCUAUAUGGGUACACCACACACAAUUCAUAUUAUAAUUAAGAAGCUUAUUA